AUGCGUAUCCCACUGUUGGCUUGUUCCCUGCUUUGCUAUUUUCCGUUGUGCCAGUGGAUGGCCUGGCGAUCUGGGGGCUGUUUUUUCCGCACUUUCGGUGAUGUACCGGGACACAGCGGUUCAGUGGCUGCAAACCACCGUGCGGAAAAAUUAUCAGUGGGGAAGGUAAUGAAUCGUAAAGAUGAGAGAAUGAACGAUCGCAGGUCCAUGUACUGGCCACUGUAUCGAGUAGGCGUAAGGGAGAUACUAAGUGGAAUUAUAAACCCUCUGUGCUGUUUUGGGGGGGUCCUUGUUCAGACUUUUCUUUUUUUCUUCUGUCUCUGUCUCUCUCUGUCUCGGUGA
This is a messenger RNA of Dujonia railenensis, 342 nucleotides long. NCBI's taxonomy places the organism in Eukaryota, Fungi, Ascomycota, Pichiomycetes, Serinales, Debaryomycetaceae. The record is from the annotation of a GenBank genome assembly.